UCAGACGAAUCAAGGCUGUACGUCCCAUGAACCCUACUCUCUCCGCCCUCCUGAAGAUCGCAGUCAGCUGAUGUAAAGUGUUUUGAGAAAGUUCGCUGGCGGAGCAAAGCUACGAAGCGACAGAGGGUUUCCUGGUGAGCUCGCAACCGACGAGAGGAGCGUCAUCACUCCCUUUAAUUUCACAACACGCGUGCAAAAAUGUGGACGGAGGUGAAAAACCAGACCAAAAUUGUAUUUAGCGAUGGAAACACCUCGGAGGUAAGCGUUAGACAAACUCAUCGUAGGCGAAUAAACAAAAACAGAGAGCUGUUCCAAUGCACACAUGGGUCCUCGCUACAUAUGAACAGCGCAAUGAGUCAACGGCCAUCCCUCGUCCCUCAUACACAGAAGACCCCCAGGCCAGAGGCAGUGGCAUCAUCCCAGGAGCCAUUGCAGCUGCAGUAUUCAUUGGUUUCGUAUUGGGUCUCUAUGCAGUUCUGUGGAAGUGUAUGGUCUCACCACCCCAAAGGAAGAAGAGGAGGGUGAGGGUUCGAGACAAGAGGAGCCAAGUAUGCUGACUGACAAUCAGGAUCUCAUCUAGGCCAGAGGAUCCAAUGGAUCCAACUGCUGCAUCAAACCCCGGCCAGUCAAACGGACCCGAAAAGAUCCACUCAUACUGACUUGAGUCUCUCAUCAGGAUGUUCCUGGACAUCAGAGAGGAAAUGGAGAUUCAGAAACAUUUGCAUAGAGCUAGGGGAUGGCAUAAUUAUGGAUCUAGCUUAUCAUGGUCAGAGGAUGGAUCGGAAUCUAAGGAUCCGGUCAAAUGGAUCUAAAAGGAUCUUCUAAAUUGCCUUAAGAGGAUCCACUCAAAUGGCUAAAGGAUCCAACUGAAGUGCGUCAGAGAGCAUGAACAAACAAUCUAAAUCAGUUAAACUGGGGUCUGCAGACCCAUCAAACUUGUAAACAUUUUUGUAUGUAAAAAAAAAAAAAAAAUCUGAAUAUUACUAACAGGUCAAACACAUUUUUGCCAAGAGAUCUGUUAAAUUAGUUUAGAGUGUAAAUACAAUAAAAUGUCAUAUUAUUAAUAUACAAUUUAUGUUCUUAAACCCUGGACAACGUGGGCCUGGGAGGCUCACAGGGAUAUUGGCAUUUACAGUACUCACCAAUUGUACAUUUUUCAACUCAAUAACCCAUAGUGUGUGUAUAUUUUAAACUGCAGUUUUCUUUCUGUCUCAUGGGAAAAUGUGUAGAAUUGCAGAAUAUUAGUGCUAAAGCUGCAACAACACAAAAUCUUUGCCCCAUGACAAAAUAUGUCAAGAGGCUGGCCUUUUAAAAUGUUCCUCCCCGGGAGCGAGCCUUGGUUCGUCCGGCCAUACACUGAAGUCAUAGUAAAACACAUUUUUCUCACUCGAGUUGUUCUGAUUGAGGGGGUCCCUUUAUAUAUUUGCUAUUACAAAAGAGGUGCCGGACCCCAAUAGUUUGAGAGAGCCUGAUCUAAAUGAUUCUAGGAUCCACUGUUUGCCACAGUGCUAUGCCUGCGUGAGAUGCUGACUUUAACUGAAGCGUAGCUAUACUGUUGUCUGCGGGUCACUGACAGUUGACAGUGAAAUCUGUACUACUGAGGAAGGAGGCAGCACGGGUCACUGUUCUUCCUAUCGGUCAACAAGCCUACUGGCCUGGCAAACAUGUGGGUAUGUUUUUUUUCUCUCUCUCUGUUUGGGUGAAAGUCUGUGUAGAUUUUGAUUAGGGUUGACUACAUGUGUUUGAAAGGAAAGUGAAAAUGAAUGGGAAAUUUGCUAAUACUUUAUAUAUUUGGUUGUGCAUGUGAUAUGAUGGCUUUAGGUGAAUGAUUGAGCUGGAGUUAAUGGCCUUAUGAUAUCCAGGUUUUGUCAUGUUACUUUUCCUCAGGAUGUGACUUACUGUUCCUUUCAUUAAACUGUGAUUUGUGUUCUUGCACUUUUACUGAGUUUUUACUUUUAUCAGAGUUAAAUCUGA
This is a messenger RNA of Oncorhynchus kisutch (coho salmon), 1974 nucleotides long. RefSeq lists its product as uncharacterized. Lineage: Eukaryota; Metazoa; Chordata; Actinopteri; Salmoniformes; Salmonidae. The record is from RefSeq and is a predicted model, not a curated record. The transcript is spliced from 5 exons. Bases 199 to 525 code for a protein of 108 amino acids.